Anopheles marshallii is the source of this 738-nucleotide messenger RNA. RefSeq lists its product as uncharacterized. The record is from RefSeq and is a predicted model, not a curated record. Lineage: Eukaryota; Metazoa; Arthropoda; Insecta; Diptera; Culicidae. The transcript is spliced from 3 exons. Bases 1 to 738 code for a protein of 245 amino acids.
AUGCAAUUUAUUCGCAACAGCCUCUCGUUUUCGUUCAUCAGCAAUCAGGGAAGCAACGAACAGUCGCCGGAAAAUGGUACAUCGAACGGAACGGAAACUACAACUGGGCUGCCCGGCGAGCGUAAGGGUGCACCGUCACGCUCGGAAUCGGACCUUAGCGAACAAUCGCGGUAUGCGACGGUGCGAUCGAAGGUACCACCGAACUUGGGCAGUCCUCCGUCGGCAUACAGCACACCAUUUCAAAGUCCCGUCAUUGCGAGUCGCACCUUCCCGACGUUGGUUGACGCUGCCGCAACGCUGAACAAAUCCGAUAGCCGGGAUGAUUCGGGAAACGGAACCAUUAAGCCGGAUCGUAGCAGUAAGGUGUACUUCAUUGACCAGGGACACUUACAAACAGAUUAUGAGCUUCCGGAACGGCCCGUGCGAUCAAUGCGAGGUACCGGUGCGAAUAAUGGUGUGGUCAAUCCCGCCUUCACUAACGAUUCCGGAGCCACUGUGAUAAACAUGCCCAACACAACACAACCCAGCGUAAUACGGGAACAGUAUUGGACGUGGUCGUGUCGAUGCCAUCGAGAACUCACCUCCCGCGAGAAGGCUCUACUCAUUGUGAUUUUCGUUCUGGUGCUGGUCAUUGGAGGUCUCGCAACGUACCUGGGCAUCGUGGUAGACAGUGAGGAUGGAAUUACAGGUGGCAUCCUUACGCGAAAUAUGCUGCAACCAGUGGCUAGCGAUCAAUAA